UCACAGACUUUUAAUUUGAAGUUUCUACCGGAUAUGGCAGUUUGACGUUCCGCUUUACUUCCGGUCUGCGUUCCUCUUAGCGGAGGAAUGUGUCCUGCUGUCUGACCGAUGGUCAGAAAACGAUGCCGGUUCCCUCCUCCUCCCGCAGCGAUGACGGCCCUAACAUCCCAGUAGAUGAGCUCUCCACUGACAGGGUCCACCUUCAUCCAUAACUAUCAAUCUGUCCUGUUUCUAAACAUGGAGCGCUAAGCUCCUCCCCUUUGAGGAGACGGUUCUACGGUUUUCUAAAGGAAUCUCAUCUAGUGGAGGCUCAGGGUUUGGAUCUCCUGGUCAAAGAUGUUUUCAGCUCUAAAGAAGCUGGUGGGGUCUGAGCCUGGGCAGCUCAGGGAGAAAACCAUCCCUGCAGGACUGCAGUCCAUGAACCAGAGUCUGCAGCGCCGCUUCGCCAAAGGCGUUCAGUAUAACAUGAAAAUAGUCAUCCGAGGAGACCGAAAUACUGGAAAGAGCACUUUGUGGCACCGACUGCAGGGGAAGAAGUUUGUAGAGGAGUACAUUCCCACUCAGGAGAUCCAGGUCACCAGUAUUCACUGGAAUUACAAAAAUAAAGAAGGCUCAUGUCUUAUUUUCUGUAGUAAUAGACUGAACAAGUCAAGCAGACUCGUUUGUGCCGUCUGGUCUGUCCAUUCUAGGACAUUCAAUUACAUCCUGAGGGAGCUGCCCAAAGUACCCACCCACGUACCGGUGUGUGUUCUGGGGAAUCACAGAGACAUGGGAGAACAUCGCGUUAUUCUCCCUGAUGACAUCCGGGACUUUAUCGCAGGGCUAAACAGACCGAUGGGAUCAUCCUACAUUCACUACGCUGAAUCGUCUAUGAAGAACGGGUUUGGCUUGAAGUAUUUGCACAGGUUCUUCAACAUCCCCUUCCUGCAGCUCCAGAGAGAAACGCUCCUAAGGCAGCUGGAGACCAACCAGCUGGACAUGGACGCCACCCUGGAGGAGCUGACUGUCCAGCAGGAGACUGAGGAUCAGAACUAUGAGAUUUUCUUGGAGAACCUGGAGUCUCGCAGUAAGGGCCAUGCUUCUCCUGGUCCGACCAACGGUCAGAGUCCCUCCUCCGGCUCCCAGUCUCCGGUCGUCCCUCCCAGUGGUGCUUCCACAGGCAGCUCCAGUCCCAGCACUCCUCAGCCUCCACUGGCUUCCCAGAUGCUUCCUCAGGCUCCAUCUGCACCCUCCCCUGCUCCCCCUACAGCAGUAGUCAGUGGAACCUUCACCCCCAUGGCUGAAAUUAAACCUCCUCCCCAGUCACCCGAACACCAGCAGUCACCCUCUGCACCUGGGGGGUCAGGUCCCCAAAAACGCAGCUUCAUAUCUCGCUGGUUUGGUUCAUCUGCUGCUGCUGAGAUUCCUGCCUCUGGUCCAGAGGAGCCUCCGGCACCCAUGUGUCCUGCUAAAGUUCAGAGUGUGGAUGAUUUUGUGCCAGACGAGAGACUGGACAGGAGUUUCCUGGAAGACAGUGUGCCCUCCAAGAACAAGGUGCCCCAACCUGCUCCAGCUGUGGACAGCGACAGUGAUGGAGAGAGCAGAGGGAACCCCAUGGUUUCUGCUUUCCAAGAUGAGCUGGAUCCUGAUGACACCAGUCUUCCCCAGGUCAGGAGCCUGCCCCACAGUAAAGACAUCUCUUUGAGCAGUGAGGAAGAGGAGGAGGUGGCCCCCCCAGUCACUCUGGACCAGGACAGCGAUCCUGACCUAAAAGCGCCGGUCAUCCAGAAAGCUCCAGAGGUCAGGGUUGCUCCGGUCUCCCUGACGUUGGCUCCAGCAGUAGAGCCAGCUGCUCCGCCAGCAGGCAGGAGGAGGGGGGGGCCAGCCAGAGCAGAGGACUCGGACUCGGAGCCUGAGGCCCCCGUAGCCCAGCAGAUGCUCUCCUUUGUCAUGGACGACCCUGACUUUGAGUCAGAAGCCUCAGACACCCCAAAGACUGCAAAGGACAUCUUUCCAGUCAGAGAUGAGCUUCUGUCAGACCUCUCUGAUGAAGACACGCGUUUCUCCAAGGCGCCACUGAAACCCACUGGGAUUUCCUUCAAAUCCAAGGAUGAUACGGACCUGUUUGGCCUGGGAAUCCACGAAGAGCCUCGAACAGCAAAGGACAGCAGCGAAGAGCAGGAAGAAAAGGACAGCAUGCUGUCCAAAGAGAAGAAAAAGAAGAAGAAGAAAAGCAAGGAGGAAGACGACAAGAGCAAGAAGAAACACAAACACAAGAAGAAGGAAAAAGAUGAAGCUGCAGCAGGAGAUGACAAGAAGAAGAAAAAAUCCCGAUCCAAGAAAACAAAAGUUGAUGAAUUGGAGGACUUCCUGGGUGGGGGGGGUGCUUCAGUCAAAAGAGACGGUGGGGAUUAUGAGGAGCUAUAAAGUCUCACUGCUUUGCAGAACAGAGACACCAGCCAUAUUCCUCACUGCAUCCACCCGCUUCCUUCCUCAUUCUCACUCCAACCAACCAGGGGGCGGUGCUUAGGGCUGACCUUUGACCCCAUUCGUUCCUCUGGGUUCAGCUUUUCUUUGGUUUGCUGUAAAUAGUGAUGUGAGCAUGCUCGAAACGACUGAAUCUGUUUUAGGAAAAUUAACUUCAUACGGUGACUCAUUAACUGGAUGAUGUCAUACGGUGACUCAUUAACUCUGGAUGAUGUCAUACGGUGACUCAUUUACUGGAUGAUGUCAUACGGUGACUCGUUUACUGGAUGAUGUCAUACGGUGACUC
This is a messenger RNA of Cyprinodon variegatus (sheepshead minnow), 2752 nucleotides long. It is a transcript of the gene rabl6, whose product is annotated as RAB, member RAS oncogene family-like 6. The transcript has 13 exons. The coding region runs from base 337 to 2406 and encodes 689 amino acids. Gene Ontology annotation, cellular component: cytosol; nucleus. The record is from RefSeq and is a predicted model, not a curated record. NCBI's taxonomy places the organism in Eukaryota, Metazoa, Chordata, Actinopteri, Cyprinodontiformes, Cyprinodontidae. Gene Ontology annotation, molecular function: GTP binding.